AUGAACGGCGUGGGGCAGUCCCAGGAGCAGCGCUCGCAGCGCAAGCGCUCGCUCACCGACGAGCUGGUGGCCAUCCGCACGCAGAAGGCCGAUGUGCUGCGGCAGAUACAGCAAAUUGCGAAGCGGCAGAAGACUGGGGGCAUGCCCACCAAGGCCAGCGAGCUGCUGGCCAGCAACAACAAGCUGGUGCUGCAGAUGGAGCAGCGGAACCGGGCCGAGAAG
Chlorella variabilis is the source of this 222-nucleotide messenger RNA. Its product is annotated as expressed protein. NCBI's taxonomy places the organism in Eukaryota, Viridiplantae, Chlorophyta, Trebouxiophyceae, Chlorellales, Chlorellaceae. The record is from RefSeq and is a predicted model, not a curated record. The annotation marks the transcript as partial. The transcript has a single exon.